AUGGCAUCCGCAGAUACCCAGCAAAAGUUCGAUAUCCCAAAGAAAUAUCGAGCAUGUGUCUACGACAAACCAGGAAGCAUUUCAACCAAGAUCGAGGAAUUGGAGACGCCCGAGCCAGGAGCUGGAGAAGUUCUCGUUAGAUUAACACAUUCUGGUGUUUGCCACAGCGAUAUGGGGAUCAUGGAGAAUACAUGGCGUGGAUUACCCUAUCCAACACAAGCUGGACAAGUUGGGGGUCAUGAAGGUGUUGGUAUCGUCCACAAGCUGGGCCCAGGAAGUGAAGCUGGUCGAGUCAAAGUUGGUGAUCGCGUAGGUAUCAAAUGGAUAGCAUAUGCUUGCGGAUCGUGCCCACCAUGUCAUCGACAACAGGAUGGCGUAUGCUUUAAUCAGAAGAUUUCAGGCUACUAUUAUCCCGGCACUUUUCAACAAUAUGCUCUUGCUCCAGCAAACUAUGUUACUCCUAUUCCUGAAGCCUUGACAUCGGAGGAUGCAGCUCCUAUGCUAUGUGCUGGUGUUACAACAUACUCGGCCUUGAGGAAAUCAGACGCGAAAAGUGGAGAAUGGGUUGUCAUUGCUGGUGCUGGUGGUGGACUUGGUCAUCUAGCAACGCAGAUCGGUUCUCGAGGAAUGGCUUAUCGAAUUCUUGGAAUCGAUCAUGGUAGUAAAGAAGAUCUCGUAAAGAAAUGCGGAGCCGAGGCAUUUCUAGAUGUGACGAAAUUCGACGACAAAAGCAUCGCUGAGGAAGUGAAAAAGAUUACCGGAGGUUAUGGUGCAGCCGCAGUAAUCGUCUGUACCGCUUCCAAUAAGGCGUAUGCACAGGCUCUCGACUUCUUGAGGUUUGGUGGGACUCUGGUCUGCGUUGCAAAUGAACAUGUUAUCAAAGGAUCUGCUGUAGGAAAUCAGAGAGAGGCUCUCGAGGUCCUCGAUAUGGCCGCUCGUGGGAUCAUUAAGACUCAUCUCCGGGUGGAAAAGAUGGAAAAGUUGACCGAGGUGUUUCAAGAGAUGUCGGAGGGAAAGAUGCAGGGAAGAGUCGUUCUCGACCUUCAAUGA
Molecule: messenger RNA, 1050 nt
Organism: Glarea lozoyensis ATCC 20868
Lineage: Eukaryota; Fungi; Ascomycota; Leotiomycetes; Helotiales; Helotiaceae
Product: GroES-like protein
Exons: 10
Coding region: 1-1050 (349 amino acids)
Molecular function (GO): oxidoreductase activity; zinc ion binding
Source: RefSeq, a predicted model, not a curated record